This is a messenger RNA of Letharia lupina, 330 nucleotides long. RefSeq lists its product as uncharacterized. The record is from RefSeq and is a predicted model, not a curated record. Bases 1 to 330 code for a protein of 109 amino acids. The transcript has 2 exons. Lineage: Eukaryota; Fungi; Ascomycota; Lecanoromycetes; Lecanorales; Parmeliaceae.
AUGGCCACCAUAGAGAGAUCACGAUACGUCACAAUACCAGGAGAGACAGCGCCAAAUAAUAAAAUAGACUGGGAGAAGGGUAUCCAAAGCCUGAAGAUCUCGUACGAAGCUCAUACCACUCUGCUAAGAAACGCUUACCGAAGACAGGACGAGGCCUCCGCAGACUUGAGUGCACAUAAAGCGGGUCUAAUCGUGUUGCAAGAAAAACUCGAUCUGUUGCACGGUGAAGGGGCCGGGACACCAAUCAAGUUGAAGGAACAACAAAACAUCUUCGAAGCCAUCGAACCAAACGCUGAAUUCAAUAAAAAUGAAGCUGGCGACAACAGAUAG